This is a messenger RNA of Saccharomyces kudriavzevii IFO 1802, 1776 nucleotides long. RefSeq names its product dihydroxyacetone kinase (gene DAK2). The coding region runs from base 1 to 1776 and encodes 591 amino acids. Gene Ontology annotation, molecular function: glycerone kinase activity; ATP binding. NCBI's taxonomy places the organism in Eukaryota, Fungi, Ascomycota, Saccharomycetes, Saccharomycetales, Saccharomycetaceae. Gene Ontology annotation, cellular component: cytosol. The record is from RefSeq and is a predicted model, not a curated record. The transcript has a single exon. Gene Ontology annotation, biological process: glycerol catabolic process.
AUGUCUCUCAAACAAUUCAAAUCAGAUGGAAACAUCAUCACUCCUUACCUACUUGGACUUGCUCGAAGCAAUCCGGGUCUUACAGUGAUCAAGCACGACAGGGUCGUUUUCCGGACUGCAUCAGCUCCGGGUUCAGGGAACCCACCUAAGGUGACUCUGGUUUCAGGAGGGGGUAGCGGUCAUGAACCAACCCACGCCGGUUUUGUUGGUGAUGGGGCGUUAGAUGCGAUUGCCGCUGGAGCAAUCUUUGCUUCUCCUUCCACUAAACAGAUUUAUUCUGCUAUCAAGGCUGUUGAAUCUCCUAAGGGUACCUUGAUCAUUGUGAAAAACUACACCGGUGACAUCAUCCAUUUUGGUUUGGCUGCCGAAAGGGCAAAAGCUGCUGGAAUGAAGAUUGAAAUGGUUGCUGUUGGAGACGAUGUAUCUGUUGGUAGAAAGAAGGGUUCUCUAGUUGGGCGCCGAGGUCUCGGUGCCACCGUGCUGGUGCAUAAGAUUGCUGGUUCAGCUGCCUCCCAUGGGCUCGAGCUGGCAGAAGUUGCCAAAGUUGCUCAGUCAGUCGUCGACAACAGUGUCACAAUUGCUGCAUCUCUUGAUCACUGCACUGUCCCUGGCCACAAGCAUGAAGCCGUCCUGGGAGAAGAUGAGUACGAAAUUGGUAUGGGUAUCCAUAAUGAAUCUGGUACGCACAAGUCUUCUCCAUUGCCAUCGAUUCCUGAGCUCGUCGCUGAAUUGCUACCUUUCCUUCUCGAUGAGGAUGAGGACCGUUCUUACGUGAAAUUUGAUCCAAAAGAUGACGUAGUCCUCAUGGUUAACAACAUGGGUGGUAUGUCCAAUCUGGAGUUGGGUUAUGCUACAGAGGUCAUUUCUGAACAAUUGAUUGAAAAAUACCACAUUGUUCCUAAGAGAACAAUCACUGGUGCGUUUAUCACUGCUUUGAACGGACCUGGGUUUGGUAUCACUCUGAUGAAUGCUACGAAAGCGGGGACCGAUACCCUUAAGUAUUUCGAUUAUCCUACGACAGCAAGCGGAUGGAAUCAAAGGUACCAUUCUGCUGAAGACUGGAAGGUAUUGGCCCAUGGACAAGUUCCUACUGCGCCUUCUCUGAAGACAUUGAGGAACGAAAAGGGUUCAGGCGUGAAGGCUGACUACGACACCUUCGCUAAAAUUUUGCUUGCUGGAAUUGCAAAAAUCAAUGAGGUUGAGCCAAAAGUUACCUGGUACGACACCAUUGCAGGGGAUGGUGACUGUGGGACUACUCUUGUAUCUGGAGGUGAGGCGUUGACCGAAGCCAUUAAAAACCAUAAUUUGCGCCUUGAAGAUGCUGCUCUUGGUCUUGAAGAUAUUGCAUACAUGGUUGAAGACUCCAUGGGAGGUACCUCUGGUGGCCUGUAUUCCAUUUACCUGUCGGCGCUUGCACAAGGUGUCAGGGAUUCUGGGGAUAAGGAGCUUACUGCAGACACUUUCAAGAAUGCUUCUUGUGUUGCAUUAGAUGCCUUGUAUAAGUACACCAGAGCCCGUCCAGGAUACAGAACAUUGAUUGAUGCUCUCCAACCCUUUGUUGAAGCACUGAAGGCUGGGAAGGGACCUAGAGUCGCUGCGCAACUGGCUCAUGACGGUGCUGAGAAGACAAGGAAGAUGGAUGCCCUUGUUGGACGUGCUUCUUACGUGGCUAAGGAGGAGUUGAGAAAACUUGAUAGUGAAGGUGGACUACCGGAUCCGGGCGCUGUUGGUCUCGCUGCUUUACUCGACGGAUUUGUUACAGCUGCUGGAUAUUAG